Marasmius oreades (fairy-ring Marasmius) is the source of this 765-nucleotide messenger RNA. RefSeq lists its product as uncharacterized. Bases 1 to 765 code for a protein of 254 amino acids. The record is from RefSeq and is a predicted model, not a curated record. Lineage: Eukaryota; Fungi; Basidiomycota; Agaricomycetes; Agaricales; Marasmiaceae. The transcript is spliced from 6 exons.
AUGCUAAGAGCAAUUUCCUCAUUAACUGGUCGUCCGCUUCCAAGCCCUGAUACCACAUCGUGCAAGGUCUGUGGUAACAAGCCAUUCGUCGAAAACGGAUAUCGGCACCCAUUCUGUAGUCGCAAUUGUGCAAGAAUUGCUUUUGGAAAACGUACCGUUCACGGCCAUCAGGACCUCUGCGAGGCAUGUGGUAAUCGACCUAAAUUCGUUGAAAAUGGAUACCAGCAUCCGUAUUGCAGUCGUACAUGUUCGCGAAGAGCAAAGCAUCAAAAUAUACCCCUCCACGUUGCCAAAGCCUCGCCAUUUGCUGGCCGUUCAACGAUUCAUUUCUACCAUAAACGCGAUCCAUAUUAUGGUUUCACCAAUUUCUCGCCUCACCCUGUCAAUUACAAUGGAGAGUUGUACCCGACAAGCGAACACUUGUUCCAGUCCUUCAAGUUCGAGCACAACCCCGACCUCGUCAAACAUAUCAGAACCUUCUCGCCGUGGCCUCGUGACGUCUUUGCGGAGGCUCGCCGACUACAACACGAAGUCAGGCAUGACUGGAAUCAAGUAAAAAUUGAAAAGAUGGAACUCGCCCUCUAUCUCAAAUUCACUCAACAUCCUGACAUCAGAGUGGAGCUUUUAUCCACGGGAAAUGCGGAGUUGGUUGAGGACUCAGACAAGGACUCCUUUUGGGGCAUCGGUUCAGACCGUUUGGGCCGGAACGAGCUGGGGAAAGCAUUGGAGAGGCUGAGAAGUCUGCUGCAUGCCCGUGGCUAUUAG